Molecule: messenger RNA, 1387 nt
Organism: Prunus mume (Japanese apricot)
Lineage: Eukaryota; Viridiplantae; Streptophyta; Magnoliopsida; Rosales; Rosaceae
Product: SPX domain-containing protein 1-like
Biological process (GO): cellular response to phosphate starvation
Source: RefSeq, a predicted model, not a curated record
CAAAGAGAAUAUUCCCCAUAACCCACUUGACGAAUAUUCUAAUUCCACUUCUAAAUAUAAUCACCGAUCCCUCUCUCUCUCUCUCUCCGUCUCUCAUCUCACCCAAACGUCGCCGUCUCAAAACCCGACAUUUCACCGGCGAAUUUCCAUAUUCGGGUGUUGGGUGUAGCGCGGGAGCAUGAAGUUCUCAAAGAGCCUCGGCAUCCUGAUCGAGGAGGCCUUACCAGAAUGGCGGGACAAGUUUUUAUCGUACAAGGACUUGAAGAAGCAGCUGAAGCUGAUCUAUCCCAAAGACGGAGACAAGCCUCCCAAUAAACGGCCCAGAUUGGCCGACCCCGACGACGAGGACGACCGUAGGGACGGUGGAGAUAUCGCCGUCGAGGGCGGCGAAGGUGCUGAGGUUUCCAAGGAGGUCACCGAUUUUGUGAGGUUGUUAGAGAACGAAAUGGAAAAGUUCAAUGUUUUUUUUGAGGAGAAAGAGGAAGAGUAUGUUAUUAGAUGGAAGGAGCUGCAAGACAGGGUAGCAGAAGUGAAGGAUUCGGCUGAGGAGUUGAUGAAAGUAGGGAGAGAAAUAGUGGAUUUUCAUGGAGAGAUGGUUUUGUUAGAGAAUUACAGUGCCCUCAACUAUACAGGACUUUUGAAGAUACUAAAGAAGCAUGACAAGCGAACUGGUGCUCUAAUUCGCUUUCCCUUUGUCCAAAGGGUCAUGCAACAGCCAUUCUUCACAACUGAUGUACUGAACAAGCUUGUGAAGGAGUGUGAGGCUAUGCUUGAUCAUGUUUUCUCGAAGAAUGUCCCAUCAGUCCCAUCUGAAGGAACCAAAGUGGAAGAACGGUGUGAGUCUACGACUGUGACUGAAAAUAGAGAUAGGCUAUUUAGAGCUCCUACAGAACUUGCAGAAAUAAAGCAUAUGGAGAGCGUGUAUGUGAGACAAACUAUAUCGGCAUUGCGUGUCUUGAAAGAAGUUCGGAGUGGAAGUUCAACCGUCAGUGCCUUCUCAUUGCCCCCUUUGCAAACCAAUGUGGUAGAGGAGGAUUUGAAGAAUAUACCUGUUUUAGAACAAGCGGCCAAAUAAAUUCCUUUGACAAAUUUGGGAUGUAGGUUUCCUUUUAUUAAUUAAUUUACACCAGUAUCAGAUACAAAUUGUAUGCUCAUAACGAUGUGAUUGAGCCUUGGAAAUCCUUUCUUUUUUCCCUGGCCAUUGUCAAUCGCCAUGUCCGAGUGUGAUGUUUGCAUGUCUAAUUGAGGAACGAGAUAGCCACUCAAGUAAAGAUGUAUGGAUAUAAUUAAUUUGUUUUUCCCAGACAGCAAUUCUUCCAAAAUGGGCAGUUUGGGGGUCUAUAGGAAUUUUGAUAUCUCUCCUGAAAAGAGUUUUAUAAGGAAAAAA